AUGACCGGAUUAUAUCAUCUUGCUAGGCUAAACAGUCAGUGGUUCUGGGUUGAUGAGUCUCUGCUUAGCGCAUUUAUUGAGCGGUGGCGUCCGGAGACCCACACGUUCCAUAUGCCGUUUGGUGAGUGCACCAUUACUUUACAGGAUGUUGCGUAUCAGCUGGGUUUGCCGAUUGAUGGUGCACCCGUUAGUGGGUGCUUGACUAAGUUUGAGAAUCUUAUGGAACACGGUAGACCAGCAUGGGUGUGGUUCCGGGAGUUGUUCGGGGAGUUACCUCCACAGAGUAAAGUCAAGCAGAUGACAGUGUGCUACACAUGGUUCCACGAGAGGUUCCGGGUUCUCCCUGCAGAUGCUACUGAUGAGACCGUGCGUGUAUACGCACGCGCUUAUAUCCUGAUGCUGUUUUCGUCUCAGCUGUUUGCGGACAAGAAUGCAAACAGGGUACACCUUCGCUGGUUGCCUUAUUUGGCAUCAUUGGACGACUUGGGCAGAUAUAGCUGGAGCUCCGCUGCACUGGCCUGGUUGUAUAGGUGUCUUUGUCGUGGUACAAACAGGAACGUCGUUAACUUGGCUGGGCCGCUACAGCUACUACAGUCUUGGAUUUUCUGGAGGUUUCCCACUCUGAGGCCCACUGGUUUUGACCAGUUCAGGUUUCCUCUUGCUUCCAGGUGGGCUGAGUUUGUGCCGAGGAACGAUGCAGGGGCACAGAGAUUAGUUUCCGCACGCCUUGCACUGGAUCGACUGCGUGUCCACGAUUUUGUGUGGGAGCCUUAUUCUUCUGUUGAUGUUGCUGCUGUUAUUCAUCCAGAGAUACUAGCUGACGAGCACCGACGGCUAUGGACGGCCGUCACUAGUCUGAUAUAUUUUGCUGCGAUCGAGUGGCACCAGGUCGAUAGGGUUCUACCCCAGUUCGACGGUGUUCAGCAUCUCCCAGAGGGAGCUCUGAACAUAGAUUGGCUACAUGCGAAGGAUGGUAGGGGUGGGGACCGGUGGUUUCCUACAUAUUAUCAGGAGUGGCACCAUUUUUGGGAGGACAGGCUUCAGUCAGUCAUAUAG
Arachis duranensis is the source of this 1056-nucleotide messenger RNA. RefSeq names its product serine/threonine-protein phosphatase 7 long form homolog. The transcript is spliced from 3 exons. Gene Ontology annotation, biological process: meristem maintenance; meristem development. Bases 1 to 1056 code for a protein of 351 amino acids. Lineage: Eukaryota; Viridiplantae; Streptophyta; Magnoliopsida; Fabales; Fabaceae. The record is from RefSeq and is a predicted model, not a curated record.